Ostrinia nubilalis (European corn borer) is the source of this 3260-nucleotide messenger RNA. It is a transcript of the gene lama, whose product is annotated as putative phospholipase B-like lamina ancestor. The record is from RefSeq and is a predicted model, not a curated record. NCBI's taxonomy places the organism in Eukaryota, Metazoa, Arthropoda, Insecta, Lepidoptera, Crambidae. Gene Ontology annotation, cellular component: extracellular region. The transcript is spliced from 11 exons. Gene Ontology annotation, molecular function: glycerophospholipase activity. Gene Ontology annotation, biological process: phospholipid catabolic process. The coding region runs from base 542 to 2581 and encodes 679 amino acids.
CCGAAGCCCCACUCGUUUAAUCGAUGUAACCAAGUGCGGUCGUGUCGCUACAGGGCUCAUUGUAGUUCACGCGAAAGCCCUUAAAAGUGCCUUUUCAAAUGUAGUCCCCUUCGUGCUGCCAACGUCAAAGGCACCUUCUGAAUUUCGAGAGGAAAAUCCAUGCAAACAUCAGUUGCGGUCUAGAUCAGAGGUCGACCGUCACCCACCGCCACCACAGGGCCAUCCCGAUGGGUUGAGAACGCCUACACAACGUGUUUGUGGUCUCACCACCGACGCUGGUUAAAAGGAAUAGUUUUAAAAUAAGGUGUGGUAAACCAAAACAAUAGAGUGUUACGAGGUAAAGUCCAAUGACGUCUCCGAGCGCAGCCGUCGGAGACCCUGCAAGACCGUGAACUCGCGCGCAUCGCGCAUCUUUGAUGCUCGCUCCCCCGCUGGAGAAAAUUGUCUACACGCACUGUCACUUCAUUAUUAUUAAGUUUCUUAACAUUUUCUUCAUUUUAUAGUUUAUAUUUAUCUAUAACGUACCAUCCGAAGCCGGAUCAUGACUAAAAUCUUGAAAGUAGUCGGCGCCUCAUGGCUGCGGACCAAAGUCAGCUCUUACAUCUUAGGAAUACUUGGAAUCCUGGCAAUAUUGGCACUGUUCGCUGGGCAGAUUGAGAGAAUUCAAGAAGAUGGAAACUACGCAGCAACCGUUUUCUAUUCCGAUAAGACAGGAUAUCGCAUCGAAUACUGGGGCCAGAGUAAUGAACUAGCUGAUAUACCUAGAGGAGUAGCAAGAGCUUAUUUUAGAAUGGACGUUGAAACAACAGGCUGGUCUCUAUUGGAAGUAGAGACCUCAGAUUCAUACCCCGACGAGAUCCAAGCAUACGCGGCAGGCAUCGUCGAAGGUGCCCUGACCUGGUCGCUCAUCCACACGCACCUGGAGAACACCAUUCGGGCUAAAUGUGACAACAAGCCGCUGGAAAAACAAUGCAAUAGACUACGGGAUGCUUUGGACAAGUCCGUCGAUAUAUGGAAGUCUCAGGCCGCGGAGAAGGGGAGUGUUGAUCCUUUCUGGCACCAGGUAUCUCUAUAUUACGUCCAAAUUAGUGGUAUCUUCACCGGUUGGAAACAUGGCGUCGAACGUAGCCAGAACGAGUACGAUACUGACAUAUCCGACUUGUAUUGGCUCAACUCAGCUGCAGAGGUGACUGAAAUCCAACAUAAGCUGAACAACUCCUUGGAUGAUGACGUCAUAGACACCCUGCCCCACUUAUCCAGUGGAUUCAUAAGGAUAGUUAAUGAAACAUCUAGCAAGAAGCUUUAUCUAGCCCAAAACACAGCUGGAAGCUACUCCUCAAUGACUCGCAUAUUAAAACGAUACAAACUUAACUACCAUCUCACAUCUAACAAGAACUCCAGUCUCAUCCCGGGAACAUCGGUGGACUUCUCCGGGUAUCCUGGGUCCAUUAACAGUCAAGACGAAUUUUACAUUUUAAAAGGGAAUGACCAUAGACUAGCAGUUUCCGGUACACCACUCAAAAAUUACAAUAGCAAACUGUGGAAGGAAGUGAACAUAACUGAACAGGUGCCACUGGGUCCUCGCGUGCUGGCCGCCAACCACUUGGCUUCUAACGUGAGCACUUGGGGCCACAUCCUAGCUCAAAGCAACUCCGGCACUGCCUGCAAGCAAUGGCUGGUUGUUGACUACAACAAGUUCGAUCAGCUGGAACAUUUGAGGAAAGAGAAACCCAUUGACAGACUCGCGAAGAACGAUAUCGUUACCGAGAGCACUGUGAAUAGGGAUGUGAAACACACCGUAGUUUACCGAGCCAGCAAUGGACACAGCAAGGGGCUGGUAUGGCUGAUAGAGCAGGUGCCCGGGCGCACGCACUCCGCAGAUCUCACCGACGUGUUGAUGGAACAGGGCUACUGGGCUACCUAUGGCCUACCUUUCUUCCAGGAUAUAGCCGAAAUCACACAUGUCAAUCAAAUGGAAGAGCAGUAUGGAAACAUAUUCUCAGAAUCGGAAUCUCCAAGAGCCGUUAUUUUCAAACGUGGUUACAAAAACGCGACAUCUCUGGAACGAAUUAUCAAACUAAUGCGGCAGAACAACGUCACCGCGAUCAACAGAGCUAGUAAUGAGACCGAGGAAUGCCAAGAGGGUUUGGAGUGCAUGGUCGGAGAAAUGGGGUACUGGGCAGUCCUUGGAGUACGCGGUGAUUUGGUCCAAAAAUAUAAAGAAGCAUAUGGAAUCAUAGACACAAAAGUUGCUACCGGUACACAAGGCAGGAGUUUUAUAGAAUUUGUGGCGCUAUCCGGCCCUCCUUACACAAAAGCGAAUGCCACUAAAAUCAACAGAGGCAACAUAGCCCCAAUAUACACCCACGAGUUCGACAACAACCCCUCAAUCGACGGGCUAGAGAUCCGAGACCUCGUGAAGCAGCAACUAGAAGAAGCUGAGCAGGAAAACUUGGAAUACCUCAACAGGGAUGUCAUCAAACCAUUUCAAUGGUCAGAGAGCGACUACAAAGAUAGACCUCACCAAGGAUUCCCAGAUAAAUGGGAAUUCGAACCCUUCAAACCUAAAUGGUCUUGGUGAAUCUCUACAUUCUCAAAUCAUCAUCCUUAUUUGCUAAUCUAAUUAAGUGUUUCACUUUCAAACUAUUUAUGGUUCAUUGUUUCUCGUCGUUAAUUUCUCUCAGUAAGUUUCGUCCCUUGACAAAAAUAUCGUAAGUUUUUUUUUAUAAGAAAUCGAUAUAGGGACAUAAUCAAUUAUGAUAGACUCAGAAUCAAUAAUUCUACCGCAUAAUUGCGCAUAAUGUUGUCAUAAACCACUUUGUGUUACUUUAAUUCAUUAGUAGAAUGUUUUAAGUAAAUUUAGUCUUAUUUAUUGGAUCUUUGUUCGUAUUGUCAAUGUUUGUUUGUAUAUUUGUUUUAGUAAUUCUUAAAAUGUUUGUAAUUGCGGAAGUUUUCACAAUAAUUUUAUUUACAAAAAAUAUCGGAAUCCAGAAUCAGGAUUUCAUUUAAAAUGAUGAAUGAAAUCAAAUAUUUUGUGAAAAACCAUCUUUUACGUGUUUUAAAUAUUUUUCUGUUAGGAAUCAUGAAAGUCUUUUAGUUAAAAUUAUCAUUUUCAUUGCACAUUUGCUUGACUUUACUCGUAUGUACUUUUAAAUAUUUACUUUAAAUUGUAUUUUAAAUUUAAUAACAAUGAAGUGACCUGCAAAAGAACAUUUCGGAUUUACUCUCGAAAAUAAAAUGUUCCAUUAGAUAGUUACAAA